AUGAACACAAAUUUGGCGGAUUUGCCGGUUCGUAUUUUUCGCGUUUUAUCGCAAGAGCUCGAGAAGGAUAAUUUAUGGACGAAAAUUGUGGACUACGACCAGGACCCGAUUUUUUCUAUGAAACAACUAGAAAUAGAUAGCUUUUUAAAACGAGAAAACUGCUGUGAUCAAGUGUUGCGAAGAUGGGGGAACCGAGGACAAACGGUUGGCGAUUUGUUGGCACGACUACAAUAUUUAUCAAGAACAUAUGAAGACGAAUUUGAUACUAUUCAAUUUCAAUUAAGGCGAAAAUUUAAAGCAUUGCGAUGGGUUCCAUAUCUCGAUGAGCCAGUCACAAUUAGUUUCGAUGGGGAUUUCAUAAAACUAGAAUGCAAAGCUCAAGGAUUUCCCACUCCUCAAAUAAAGUGGUAUACAAAUGAUUCGAAGGACCCGAUACAUACUGGGAGAUCGUACACUCUCUUGAGAUGUAAAUGCUCAACAGAACAUCAGUAUAAAUGCAUUGCUAUUAAUCAAGUGCCAGAAGGACUGUCGUAUUCCGAACACUAUCGUAGACAUGGAAAACAGUGGCAUUCAAGGAUUGAAUCUGAAUUUAUUGAUGUUACUUCUUGUGUCAGAGAUGAUGAACUCUGUGAAUCAUGCAAAAACCUAGAAAUGGGUCGCCUGUCUCAAAUUCUGGCAGAAGAGGAAAAGAUCGAAACGAAUUCGGUUCCAAUCCGUCCGAACCUAGACGUUAACCUUCGCGCAGCUGAUAAAGUGGCUCUUGUGAUGAGCAAUUGCUCCUACAAACAUCUCCCAGAACUAAUGACUCCUCAUUGUGAUGCACAAACAUUAGCAGAUGCGUUACAGAAAAUGAACUAUAAAACUGUAACGCUAGCUGAUCUUACGCUCGAUGAAAUGAGAUAUUUCAUUCGGGAAUACAAAAAGCUGAUUGGAGAUGGAGUAUACGCCGUAUUUUACUUCGUGGGACAUGGUUUCGAAGUAAAUGGUCAAUGCUAUUUAUUGGGCGUAGAUGCUCCAGCAGAUGCUCAUCAACCACAGCAUGCUCUCAGCAUGGACUGGCUUCUCUCAAUUUUCCGCGAUAAACAACCAUCAUUAAAUCUUCUUCUUCUGGAUGUCUGCAGAAAAUUUAUACCAUACGAAGCAAUUGGACCAUUCGUGGAGUACUCGGAGCAAUUCAAAAAGUUUCACCGUGCUCAUCGAAACAUGGUUUACGGAUACUCGACUAGUGGUGGAGUUGGAGCAUACGAAGUGAAAGGAGAAGUGAAUGGAAUAUUCAUGAAAUAUCUUAAAAAUCAUGUUCAAUUGGAAAUUUCCGUUAUUGAUAUGCUAAACAAAGUUUUGCUGGACAUCGGAGACGAUCAAAAAGUGUGUGAUUUACAAGUUCCUGAGAUUCGAAGCACCCUCACGCAUCCAAGAAGUUUAGCUGAUCCAUUGAUUUUUGAUGGGCACACUGCGUCUUUUGAUAAUCAUACUCUUCACUGGAGACUUAUGCAUGAGCUUCCAAAUCCAGCGACAAUUCGUUUUGACCUCCAGCCUCUGGUAGCGACAGUUUGGUUCCAGUUUUGCGGUAAUUUCACAAAUAAGGUCUACGUUCUUGCCUCUGUCGCUGAUUAUCGACCGAAUCAAGAAGAAACUGAGUUAGAAGAAACCGAAGAAGUCAGCGAAAACGCAUUGAAUCAUCGAGCAUUCGUUGUAUUCCCCAAAGAACUUCACUGUUCAGAAGCCAAGGAAUAUUCAGAUGAUGAAGAAGGCGUGUCGUUGUAUUGGAUUCUUUCUGGAUUACAAAAAAUCAAGAAAGAGAAUGGAUUGUCGUGUGAAGUGCAUUUGAGACAUGUCGAUGAUUUGAAGAAGACCAUUGAGAAGAAGAGUGUUGAUAUUGGACAUAUUUUGAUUACUAGAAUUAAAUGUCUACAGUAA
This is a messenger RNA of Caenorhabditis briggsae, 1917 nucleotides long. Gene Ontology annotation, molecular function: cysteine-type endopeptidase activity. The record is from RefSeq and is a predicted model, not a curated record. Gene Ontology annotation, biological process: proteolysis. NCBI's taxonomy places the organism in Eukaryota, Metazoa, Nematoda, Chromadorea, Rhabditida, Rhabditidae. The coding region runs from base 1 to 1917 and encodes 638 amino acids. The transcript is spliced from 14 exons.